This is a messenger RNA of Dufourea novaeangliae, 1378 nucleotides long. It is a transcript of the gene fy, whose product is annotated as protein fuzzy homolog. NCBI's taxonomy places the organism in Eukaryota, Metazoa, Arthropoda, Insecta, Hymenoptera, Halictidae. Gene Ontology annotation, biological process: vesicle-mediated transport; non-motile cilium assembly. The record is from RefSeq and is a predicted model, not a curated record. The transcript is spliced from 5 exons. The coding region runs from base 149 to 1378 and encodes 409 amino acids.
ACCUUUAAGUAGAAAGAAGGAAACAGAAGUCACUGUUUGAUUCGAAUUUGGUUAGAAAUUGACGUUCCCGUUACUUAUUCCAAGAAUAAAAUAGUAAACAAUUAUGUAUUAAUAAGUACUUGAUACGCAUAGGACACUACUAUAUAUCAUGGUUGCUCAUGUUAUGUGUUUAACAUCUUCCGGUGGAAUGCCAUUGUUUUCUCGACGAAAAGGAGAAGGAGAUGCGAUGACAUUUUCUAAAAUAGCAUCCUUAAAUGGUAUUCACAUGUUUCUUAAAUCGCAAAAUAUAAAGCUUUUAUAUACAGAUUCAUCAGAUACGACCAUCAUGUGGAAAGAAUUUGAAGAAAGCGUUACUCUAAUAGUAAUCGCGAGUGGAACUACGAAGUAUAUUUUGAAUCAAUUUUUGGAUGCUGUUUUCGGCGCGAUGAUUUUGUUCAUUGGCAUUGACGAACUAAAAAAUGUUAAAAAUAUUGAAAAGCUUAAGAAAGACAUGCGUUCGUGUAGUCCGAUUGUCGAUAAUUUAUUGCAGUGUCUUGACGCAGGAGAUGGAAUGUCAUUAAAAACAGACAUCAUUAACAUGACGGAAUGCAUUAUGUGUCUUGAAAAUAAUUUACUUCAGACUUGUUUAGAAGGCUACAUGGAAUGUUUAGAUUCCAUAUAUGGUUGUGUUUUAAUACAUGGCUGCUUAGCUGUUGCCACAGAAGGAUGGUGGAGUUUAAAUCCCAUUGAAAGGAAGUUAUUAGUAACAAUUGUCACUGUUGAAGGUGUUUGUACAACACGCGAUAUACCAGUUUUUUUACCUUAUAAAAGUCCAAAUGUGGCUUUCAGACUAGUGUCAAUUACUUUGAUUAACCAUGUUGAGGUAUUAGCAUUAUGUGGACCAAAUCCAGAAUUAUUGGAGAUAGAAAGAUUAGCUGUACAAUGCUGGAAAAAUAGUAUCGAUACUUUGCAUAGCGCAGAACAAUGUUUUCCAAGAAAUUUACCUGUGUCAAUGAAUUUGGAUUCAGAAGCCCUUGGAUUUCUUCUAGUGAACUACAAGGUGCAAAAAUUUGUGCUCUGCAAAAAUGAUCAGUAUGCUAAGAAUAGAAUCAGCGGAUCUCACAGAUUAGAUAUAUUAAGAACUUUUUAUCAUCAAGCUGUUGAAACUUUUAUAUUGUCUCCAGUAUCCGAAGAUAAAACAAACAGAGAAGACUGUUGGGAAUUUGUUGGUGCAAGAGAAAUAUAUUUGUGUUCAGAAUAUCAUAAAUGUCAUGCAGUUAAGCAUAGAGACCAUAUACUUUGUAUAUUAUAUGCAUCUGUAGUUCCUACGCACACUAUGAGAUUGAGUUGUCAGAAGAUAUUAAAGAUACUGCUUACAGAUAAGCAAAGCUGUUGGUAA